AAGAAGAAGAAGAAGAAAGAAUCGGCGGCGGCGGCGAGUUUUCGCGGCGGCUUCAGCUCCAGCCCUGCGACGGGAGGCCCCCAGCCGGAAGGAUGCCCCCUGCGCGCAACUCCAAGGGCUUGGCCAGCAAGCAGGCCCGUCCCGGCCGAGGAGCAGCGGUGGAAAAUGUGCAAGUGGACAAGGAGAUUUCUCAAGCGAAACGAUCCCCCUCAUCACCCCAGGGGGCACCCAGGAAGCGAUCGGCCUUUGGCGAUAUCACCAACGCUCACAAGGCCCAGGGCUUUGUGGGGAAGAAGGAGCCGGAGAAGAUGAUUCCCAAGAAGGCCUCCAAGGGAUCCACUGCGCUGAAUGUGGCCAAGAACAACGAGACCAACCUGAAGAAGUCCCUGGACAAGGCACCCUCUGAGGACAGUCCAGCCAAGCUGAGCCAUCUGGCCAACAGAGGCCUCGGAGAGGAGCCGGCCGUCCCACUGGUAGUGCUGGUAGCACCAGCAGCCCAGGUGGCUCCGGCAGAGGACAUCGACCUGGGGCAGCUGGACGACCCGUACGCCAAUGCCGAGUAUGCCAAGGACAUCUUCGAAUACAUGCGGGAGCGAGAGAAGAGCUUCCUGCUCCCAGACUACAUGAAGAGCCAGCCGGACAUCACCAUGGACAUGCGGGCCAUCCUGGUGGACUGGAUGGUGGAAGUGCAGGAGAACUUCGAGCUCACCCACGAGACCCUCUACCUGGCGGUCAAACUGAUGGAUCAUUACCUGGUUCAGGUGGCAGCCAUGAGGGACAAGCUGCAGUUGAUCGGCUCCACCGCCAUCCUCAUUGCCUCCAAGUUUGAGGAGCGCUGCCCUCCCUGCCUGGAUGACUUCCUGUACAUCUGCGAUGAUGCCUACCAGCGGGAGGAGCUGCUGGCCAUGGAGAGGGGCAUUCUGCAGACCCUCCACUUCGACAUCAAUAUCCCCAUCGCCUACCGCUUCCUCCGGCGGUUUGCCAAGUGUGCCCGGGCUACAAUGGAGACGCUGACCCUGGCCCGUUUCAUCUGCGAGCUGACCCUGCAGGACUACGCCUUUGUACAGGAGCAGGCUUCCCGCCUGGCUGCCAGCUGCCUCCUGCUGGCUCUCAGGAUGAAGAACCUCAGAGGAUGGAGCCCAACGCUGGAGUACUACAGUGGCUACCAGGUGCCAGACCUUGUCCCUCUGGUCAGGAGGCUCAACUUCCUGCUGAUCUACAGCCAGGACGAGCGGCUGAGGGCUGUGCGCAGCAAAUACUCCCACCGGGUCUUCUUUGAGGUGGCCAAGAUGGAGCCGGUGAGCAUGCAGGCGCUGGAGAACGCUCUGCAGAGCUAGCCCUGGCGCGGCGGGCGGGCUGCCUCCAGUCGGGGCGUGUCCUGCCCGGAAACUGGAUUCAACCUGCCCUGUAAAUAGAUGUUCAGUCUACCAAGCCUGUAAAUAAUUGUUUUUUUUAAUGAUGAAGGGGAAAAAAAGGAAAACUCUUAUGGGGGGAAAUUGUGUAAAGAAAAGAACAA
Pseudonaja textilis is the source of this 1516-nucleotide messenger RNA. It is a transcript of the gene CCNB3, whose product is annotated as cyclin B3. Gene Ontology annotation, biological process: mitotic cell cycle phase transition. The record is from RefSeq and is a predicted model, not a curated record. Gene Ontology annotation, molecular function: cyclin-dependent protein serine/threonine kinase regulator activity. Lineage: Eukaryota; Metazoa; Chordata; Lepidosauria; Squamata; Elapidae.